AUGCCUUCAAGCAGCCAAGCACACGCCGACCAUAUCGGCUCCCUCUUACGGCCCCAAUACCUCCUAGACGCCCGAGAAAAGAAAAGUCUCAGCGCAAGCGAGUUGAAGGAACUCGAAAAUAAGGCUAUUGAUGGAGCAAUUGAGUUACAACGGUCAAUUGGUUACCAAUCAUUCACCGAUGGAGAAUACAGACGUCACAUGUUCUAUGACGGGUUCUUUGACAACCUUAAUGGCAUGGAGGAAGUCGCCAAACCACCCCGUGCGAUCUUCAAGGAAUAUGUUCCAGACCUUCAAGCUUUCCUAGCACAGGGUAUCGAACCCGCCGGUACAUGCCUCUGCACUGGAAAGAUCAGCCACAAAGGUAAUAGUAAAUAUGUUCAAGAAUUCAACUACAUAAAAGGGAAAUUGGGCGAUGGGGAGAAAGUAAAAAUGACCUUAGCUGCACCAGAGUGGUUCCACCUCCGUCAUGGCGAACACGCAUACUCUAAAUCUGUCUACGCUUCCAACGCCGAAUACUUCGCCGACAUCGCCGCCGCCUAUCGGUACGAACUCUCACUCCUCUACGAUGCCGGGUGCCGAAACGUACAAAUCGACGAUCCACUUCUAGCAUAUUUCUGCGCGCAAUCAAUGUUAGAUGGCAUGGCCGCCGUCGGCGAGUCCGCAGAGAAACUACUAGAUGAAUACAUAAAACUCUACCAAGACUGUUUGAAGGAUCGAAAACCGGAUAUGACUGUAGGUCUUCAUAUCUGUCGCGGAAACUUCAGGAAAUCCAUUCACUUUUCCGAAGGUGGGUACGAGCAUAUUGCCAAGAAAGUGUUUAAGGAAAUUCCUGCGGAUGUGUUUUAUCUUGAGUAUGAUACUCCUCGUGCUGGCACCUUUGAGCCGUUGGCGGACGUGCCGAAGGAUAGAAAGGUGGUGUUAGGUUUGGUUACCAGCAAAUUUGCAGAGCCAAUGGAGGAUUUGGAAGAGUUGAAAGCGAAGGUUAUGGAUGCUGCUAGAAUUAUGGCGAAAGGCAGUGGGGAAAGUGAACAGGAUGCGCUGAAGAGAAUUAGCGUCAGCCCCCAGUGUGGAUUUGGCAGCCACGAAGAAGGAAAUGCGAUUGAUGAAGCUGGGAUGAAGAAGAAACUUGAGCUGGUAAUGGAAUUAGCAAAGAGUGUCUGGUAA
Molecule: messenger RNA, 1164 nt
Organism: Orbilia oligospora ATCC 24927
Lineage: Eukaryota; Fungi; Ascomycota; Orbiliomycetes; Orbiliales; Orbiliaceae
Exons: 3
Coding region: 1-1164 (387 amino acids)
Molecular function (GO): zinc ion binding; 5-methyltetrahydropteroyltriglutamate-homocysteine S-methyltransferase activity
Source: RefSeq, a predicted model, not a curated record